UUUAGACAUGUUCAGCUUUGUGGAUAUUCGGUUAGCGCUGCUGCUGAGCGCAGCAGUGCUUUUGGUUGGAGGUCACAGCAUUAGAGAUAUGUCAUUCAGCAGCUGCACAUUAGAAGGACAGCAGUACAAUGACAAGGCUGAAUGGAAACCAGAGCCCUGCACCACCUGCAUCUGCAACAGUGGAACCGUCGUGUGCGGCAGUGCGGGCUGCAGUUUUCCAUCCGGCUGCUCCAACCCUAUCAUCCCAGAGGGAGAGUGCUGCCCCAUCUGCCCUGAUGUGCUAGUAGGCGGCUGCACAAUACAUGGAAAGAUGUUCAGGGACAAGGCUGAAUGGAAACCAGAGCCCUGCAAGACCUGCCACUGCAACAGUGGAACCGUCGUGUGCGGCAGUGCGGGCUGCAGUUUUCCAUCCGGCUGCUCCAACCCGAUCGUCCCAGAGGGAGAGUGCUGCCCCAUCUGCCCUGAUGGGACGGGAAAUGGAAACCAGACAGAUUACUGAGGAGCUUUGUCCGCUGUAGAGCCAGAAAAAUGUGGCGUUCCACGGACACAGUGUAAUCAAGUGGACUUGUGCUUGGAACGGGCUGAAUGCUGCUGAAAUAAAAAAAACAGAGUUGGUUUAACAAACGAAUAUUGGAGAAAAAAUGUGAGGUCAAACUAACAGGAAGUACUGUCCAACCUUUCACAAUAAAACAAGCAGUGACAAGAGAAAGAUUAAAAAACAUUGACCUGCCAGAGGUGUGGACUUGUGCUUAGAACGGGCUGAAUGCUGCUGCUUGUGCUUCAAGGACUUGAUCUUAACCAAGGAACCAGGAGGAGAAGUCGUUUGCCUGCUGGCUGACGUUCUCUCUAUGAAACUACCUGCACCUCAGGUUUUUCUGUCCAUCAGGUAAACAUAUGACUGAAGGCCGGGUUGGAAAACCUCUCAUCUGUUAUAAAAGGUGCUUUUACAGCCUGUGUUCUUUGUAAAGAUCAAUACUUAGUGCGCUAUGUAUUUACUGCUUCUCCACUCACAGUCCAAUCCUGACUGCAUUGAUGAAUGACUGUUAAAAGAUAAAUACGAUGUGGUUGUGGGUUUCCUCGUCUCCUGGCUUUUCUUAAUUCUCCUGCACGGAGGAGCAGAGCGCCGAGGACCAGGGAUUUCACUGAGAGAAAAACUGUGUAAUUCACCUCUGAUGUGAUUGACUUGUGUUUUUGUUGAAGGGUUGGUGAGUUGAAA
This is a messenger RNA of Limanda limanda (common dab), 1216 nucleotides long. RefSeq names its product cysteine-rich motor neuron 1 protein-like. NCBI's taxonomy places the organism in Eukaryota, Metazoa, Chordata, Actinopteri, Pleuronectiformes, Pleuronectidae. The transcript has 4 exons. The record is from RefSeq and is a predicted model, not a curated record. The coding region runs from base 8 to 499 and encodes 163 amino acids. Gene Ontology annotation, molecular function: protein binding.